AGCACGAGCGGGAGCUUGGAGCAGGGGCCUGUUGGGAAGCCGGAAGCAAAUGAUGGAACAGAUGAAAUCGAUGGCAGUGGAAUAUCCUUUACUCGCCAGAAGAGGGGCAUCAGAGUCAGUGGAAAGUUCAUGCCUCCCCUGGACUGGGAGAGAGUUGAGAGGAAAUACAUAUCUAGGUCAUUAGGUCAUUCCUAUCUUCCCAAAUCAGGCCUGUCAUUAGUCUCAGGGACGCAACUUCACAAACCAGCUAGAACCUCAAUGACAGAUGAACAAUGUGAGAACAGAAAAUGUAAUCAAUAUGGUGAUAACAAUAAAAAACAAGAAGAGAGCAGCAUAGAAGGCUGGGAAACUAACAAUGAGGAAAAAGCUCAAGGCAUAUCUGUUUCAAAAAUUGGGAUUUCAAAGGAAACAAUGGAUGAACUGAAAGCCGUUCUAAAGGAGAGUCCUUUAAUUACCAGCCGGCAAAAAGUGAACAAUAUAACUAGUUGUUCUACCUCUGAUUUAAAUGGACAGAAUCUUGAAGAGAAACCCAGAGAGGAAGAGGGCAAAUCCCCCAUCGCCUCAAAAGCACAAUCCAGCAGCCCCAGAGAGCAGACAGCACAGAAAUCAAGCAGGCAAGUUGCUGGCGAUGAGCUGCUGAAACAGGUGGUGGCUAUUUCCAAUACCCAAAACUCAGAGAACAUCAAACCAUUCGUUUUGAAAGCAUCAGAAUUACCCAGCCAUGUUGACAGUGGGUUAGACACAAAGCACGACCCAAGUUCAUAUGUUACAGUUAACAUGAGAGACCUGCCUAUGAUUAACAGUGUAACUCCCUCACAAACAAGUACCACUGUCGAGCAAGUGAAGCAACAGAUCACAAGGGAAGACAUACGAUUUAUCCGUUUUGAAGCAAGUGACUUUCAUGGAAUUUCAAGAUCGAAAACUAUUCCAUCCCGUUUUUUUCAGGAGAAAGCGUUUCAUGGGGUGCCUCUUCCAAGAGGUUACCUGGAAAUAGCUUUGGACCCAAAGGAAAAUGGAAUGAAUCAUCCUAGUUUCAACAGUGACAUACUCUUAAUGCCCGAUAUCUCAACUUUCAGAAUCCUCCCCUGGGCUGUCAAAACUGCAAGGAUCAUUUGUGAUUCUUGCUCAAUAACAGGAGGUCCUCUUCUGACAUCCCCUAGACAGAUAGCAAAGCUUCAACUGAACCAGCUCCGGGCAUAUGGCUUCACCUUGUAUUCAACAUUCACAUAUGAAUUUUGGCUUUACAGUUUCACUCAGACAUUAAAUACACCGGCAUCUUUCCCUGCUGCAACUCUCCUGAAUAACCAUGACCAGAACUUUGUACAGGAGCUAUUCAAUGACAUGUAUGGUGCUGGAGUUGAUAUCGAAAGCUUUUCCUCUUCCUUGGGGCCUGGCCAAAUGGAGGUCUCCAUCCGAGCUGAAUUCGGAAUAGGUGCAGCAGACAAUGCCUUCACAUUCAGGACUGGCAUCAAGGAGCUAGCAAGGAAACACAAUAAUGCUGCCAGCUUCUUCACACCCUCAGGUUUUGGCAACUCAGGCACAUUUUCCCAUAGUCUGUGGGAUGCUAAUGGGAGGCAGAAUCUCUUCUGUGAUUCAACGGCAGCUCAAGAGCUGUCUGGCAUUGGGAAGAAAUGGCAAGUUGGCCUGGUGCAGCAUGCUGCUGCCCUCAGCUGCCUGGUGGCACCUGGACCCCGUUGUCGCCAACGCUAUAGUGCAGGGAAGCAUGAAGGGGUUGUCGACGUGACCUGUGGCUCUAACGACAACAGCUGUGCCUUUAAUGCCAAAUUCCAUGGUGGUGGGGGUGCCCGUCUUGAAAACCGACUAGCAUCAGCCAUGGCAAACCCAUAUGUCGUCCUCGCUGCCACUGUGGCUGCGGGUCUAGAUGGCCUCAGGAGAGAUUCCUCUGAAAACUCAACACAGGCUGCGCCCAUUCUUCACCCACUGAAACCCUGCAGCAUUCCUGUUCGGUUGGAGGAUGCUCUCAUUGCACUGGAACAUGAUUACUGCAUUCGGAGGGCACUGGGCGAACCUUUCAUUCAACAUUUCAUUGCUGUUAAACGUUUUGAAUUGAAGACACAGACAUUAGAUGGUGAGGAUGACAAGUACCUACAGUACUUCAUCUAGUAAAAUGGCCAUAGCUGUAUAUGUUAUAUCACGUGCACAUUACCAUUCUCCAUGUCAAACACAUCAAACAAUAGAGAAUAUAUAAGUGCAACAUGUACAAAAUACCACACACAUAACACCAUGUAGCGUAUAAUUGAGAGUACAUACUUUAAAAUAUAUAAUAUACAUAAAAACCAUAUAUCAUCAAUAGUAUACCAUGAACAACAUGCUAUACAUUUUACAUCACUCAGAGAUUAUAUGUAAUAAUACAUAAAAUACACUAUGCAUUAUAUUUGAUACAUUAUACUCUGUAGUAUUCAAGAUUUAUACAAUAUAUUGUAACUAAUUUAUCACAUGCCAUAUAGACAAUUCAUCUUACUGGCAAGUUUUCAAAAUUCUCCAUUCACAAAUUAAGUCCUCAUUCUUUAAUUUGGGGUCCACUGGCACUGGCAGGAAGGGGUAAAUCCUGAUGUUAAGAGUGCAUACACCAUUUGACUUAGUGUUGAAUAAUCUGGAUAGUUAGCCUGAUCAUUGGGAAGGAAAUCAUUUUCUUUUGAAUCCUCCUCUGGUUUUGUUUUGGAGGCAUAAAGUUAUGGAUGCUUAUAUAGUGCAACAGAAUUUUGUGUGAUGUGAUCUUUUAAAUGGAGUUUGAUCAAUUAAGGAGAUUGGAAAUCUUAGGUUUUAUAUUUUCCUUUCUAAUUUAUCUCAAAAUUAUUUUUAAUUAAAGUGGGACUUUUCUUGCUUUCAUACCAGGAGAUAGAUGAGAAUCUGUAACCUAUACCUUCCCCCAGGUGUUAAGUUUAAUGAAACAGUUCUCAGGAGUAAACAGAUGAGCAUGGAUGCCAGAAAGCAGGAAUAGAUUCCUCAUUUAGCAAUGUCUCUGAGUCUUACCACCUUCCUAAAAUGGUCAAGUGAGGUUAGAAAUGUAUGAGUUUUGUUGUGCAUUUUAUGGAGAAAACAAGUCCCGAGGCAUUUCUGUAUCCUUGUAUAGGCACAGCUUGAUCACCUAUGGAGUCCUAACUCAUAUUCAAUCUAGGCACAGGUCAUAGGAAGGAAAGGUGAGGUUUUGAUAUACCAUAUUUGUGCAGCACUAGCAAAAAUGAAUUGCACAGAGGAGGAUGCUUCAGCCUGAUUGAGUAGGUACUGAAAUCUUUUCAGUUAUCAUCAGGACAAAAGGCAUCUGGAGGGGUAUUUGAUUAGAAAGGUUUCAGAGGGACAUAGGCCAGAUGCUGGCAAAUGGGACUAGAUUUAUAUGGGAUAUCUGAUUAGCAAAGAGAAGUUGGACCGAAGGGCCUGUUUCCAUACUAUGAUGCUAAGAGUGCUCUGGAACAUACAGGGAGAUAUAAAAAUAUCCUCAGCAGCUGACCAAUUUUGUGUACUCAUUCUUGGGCUAUAGGCAUCUCUGGCACUUAUUGUCGAUCUGUGGUUCACUUCAGAGGGAAUUGGACCACUGACAGCUUGCUUGCAAUUUUCCAAGUAAAUUCUUUUCUGGAGUAAAUAGGUGAUUUAUGUAUGUGCACAGCUGGUGUAAUUUUUCUGUGUUUGGUAAUUUAAAGGGGCAGUCUUUUGCACAGUCUGUUUGGGGACUAACUGUUUGACUGACAGGAACAGAGAAUGUUGCUUACUGGCCCAAUCCAGAAGGCUGGCAAGUGUUAACAACAUUGAUAUGGAACUGGAGUCAAAAAUAAGUCCAGCUCAUACAUGGUCAGCCUAUCUGUUUCUUGGAAGGGUAUU
Molecule: messenger RNA, 3837 nt
Organism: Stegostoma tigrinum
Lineage: Eukaryota; Metazoa; Chordata; Chondrichthyes; Orectolobiformes; Stegostomatidae
Gene: lgsn
Product: lengsin, lens protein with glutamine synthetase domain
Exons: 4
Coding region: 130-2124 (664 amino acids)
Cellular component (GO): cytoplasm; membrane
Molecular function (GO): glutamine synthetase activity
Source: RefSeq, a predicted model, not a curated record